AUGCCUCCGCAGCAGCAGGCCCCGCCUCAGCAGCAGCAGUAUGCGCCCUACUCGCCAGCGCAGCAGCAGCAGGGGCCGCCGCCUCAGCAGCAGCAGCCGCAGCAGCAGCAGCAGUACGGGGGGCCCUAUGGCGGCCCGCCGCCAGCGAGCGUCGCGCCACAGGCCGCCAUCGCGCAGGCGCAGCAGUUGGCACAGAGUUUUGUUUACGCCCACGAGCAGCAACAGCAGCAACAGCAGCAGCAGCAGCAGCAGCAGCAGCAGCAGCAGCAGCAGCAGCAGCAGCAGCAGCAGUUGGCUGCUCCCGCUCAGCAGUAUGGCGGGGGCGUGGGCGGGGGCGGCUUCGGCAACCAGGCGGCCGCCUACGGCGCGCCCCCGCCCGGCGCGCUGGCCGCGGCGCCUCCGCCGGCGCUGGGCGCGACGGUCAGCCUCAUGGUGGCCCCAGCGCCCGCGCCCGAGCCGAUCGUGGCCACGCGGCUGGUGCUGGCGCCGUCGCAGGCGGCGGCGCUGACGCACGAAAAGCUGGAGCAGAUCAAGAUGCUGACCCAGGCCGGCCUGCAGGUCGCUGGCGUCAACGAGAAGGGCGAGCACUGCCUCGACAUGACGGGCACCAAGAAGCACGUUGAGGCCGCCAUCAACAUGAUCUCCGUCGUCGUCAACAUGGCCGCGUGA
Messenger RNA from Monoraphidium neglectum, 669 nucleotides. RefSeq lists its product as hypothetical. Lineage: Eukaryota; Viridiplantae; Chlorophyta; Chlorophyceae; Sphaeropleales; Selenastraceae. The coding region runs from base 1 to 669 and encodes 222 amino acids. The transcript has 2 exons. The record is from RefSeq and is a predicted model, not a curated record.